AUGCCGCUUCCUGAUCUACCUGUCGACCUUUUCCACCUAUUUUGCCCUGAAUUUCUAGUUGAGAAAUGGGUUACUUGGACUAAUACGCAUGUUGAGACUAUCUUAAACGCGACCGACGCGUCCAACGCCAAAAAUGCAGAUAUUCUUCAGUGGAAGCCCCUCACGGUCGCAAACCUCUACAUUUGGCUUGCAACACUUAUCUACAUGGGCAACAACCCUUGCGAGCGACUUUCUGAUUACUGGGCCACAUCUGCACCAGGGAAAAUCACUCCUAAUCAUGAUAUUACUAAAUAUAUCACCUUCAAGCAAUUUUCUCUGAUUUCCCGGCACAUCAGGACCUUUCCUCCCUCUGACGAGCCUGAGAAUGACGAGCCUAGGAAUAACGAGACUGAGGAUGAAGAGCCGGAGAACGAAGAGCCUGAGAAUGAAGAGCCCGAGAAUGACGAGCCCGAGAAUGAGGUCGAGCGCAUGAUAUCGCGUGUUCAGGAGUGGGGAGAUCUUAUCCAAGCCGUAUCAACGCAGCUUCUUCUUCCGGGCACGAAUUCAUCGGUUGAAUACUCAAAGGGCGAUCACUUGGGAAAGUCGCGAAGAAAUCUGGCCUCAAGAUCUUGGCAGCCGCUGAAAAGGGCUAUCUUCUGCGGUGGGAAUAUCGCAUCCCCAAGGCUGCGCAACCUAUCCCUGCCGCCUGCAACUUAUCACAUAUUCUUCGAUAAGCUUUUUUCGACACUAUCGCUUAUGAAAGCUUUGCGAGAGCGAGGCAUCGCGGCCACAGGCACAGCUCGUACAAAUCAAGGUGUCAAUCAAGGUGUCAAUCAGGGUGUUAGUCACGGCGUUUAUCGCGACUUGGUGAUCGCGAAGCAGGCCGACCGUGAAGGCCGGCUGCAGUGGGGCUUUGAUUCCCUUCGAACUAUACCGUCAGAGGAUGAUCUAGUCAACCAUACUGCGUUCAAGGAUAACUGCCUCGUGUUGUGGAUGACCUCAUUCAGCGGUUCCGAGACUGUCCAGCACCUUCGCCACCGCCCUAACACAACGCAGGCACAAGCUCGUGAGGCUCGAGUCUUCGGCCCUGAUUACGAACGUAUGAUAGAUACGCCUUCUAUACAAAUCGCCUAUAAUUUCAACAUGAACGGAGUUGACCGCGGCGAUCAGCUGCGUGCCCACAGAGGUUGUGGUCAACGACGAAACCGGGGCGGUGGGUGGCAUGCUCUUGCGUGGACUUUCCUCCUCGAUACAGUCCUUGUCAACACAUACAUUUUACAACAGAAAGGUCAGUGCAGCUGGGAGAGUUACAGGUCACAGGCGGACUGGAGGGAAACCCUCACAGAAGCCCUCUUCCGGAAAUAUGUCUCUGCAAGCACCCUCCGCAAGCGAUUUCGCAGUGGGAACGAAUUCCUUCCUAUUUCACAGCAUAAUCAUGUUAAGGCCGAGAUCUACGGUAGGUGUAAGGGUUGCCAAGGAGUCAGACUAGGUGACCUCAUCACACAGAGCUCAAACAGGCGUCGGCCAGCCGUGCCCCGGGCAAAGGUGCGGCAGACCUACUACAGCUGUGACACUUGCAAGGUGCCUUUAUGUACACUGGGAAAUUGCUGGGACUUUUUUCACCAGCCAAUUUGUUAG
Molecule: messenger RNA, 1617 nt
Organism: Fusarium mangiferae
Lineage: Eukaryota; Fungi; Ascomycota; Sordariomycetes; Hypocreales; Nectriaceae
Exons: 3
Coding region: 1-1617 (538 amino acids)
Source: RefSeq, a predicted model, not a curated record